Messenger RNA from Anopheles stephensi (Asian malaria mosquito), 4734 nucleotides. RefSeq lists its product as uncharacterized. The record is from RefSeq and is a predicted model, not a curated record. Gene Ontology annotation, molecular function: monocarboxylic acid transmembrane transporter activity. The transcript has 6 exons. Gene Ontology annotation, biological process: transmembrane transport; monocarboxylic acid transport. Bases 1134 to 3311 code for a protein of 725 amino acids. Lineage: Eukaryota; Metazoa; Arthropoda; Insecta; Diptera; Culicidae.
GCUCCAUCUUCCGCUAGUUGCGUUCUGUCAGCAGAUGCGGAAAAAGUGGCGUCGCGGAAAAAAGUGCUCGUGAGGAAAAUCGGAUGCGUUGGUUCGUUUCGUGGUGUGUUUAGUGAGUGCUAGUGGUGUUAGUUGGUUUGCAGUUGGCUGGCUGGAUGUGAUUUUACAUUGUGAUGUGUUUUGGAAGUGUAACCGUGCUGUAGUGGAACGCUUUUCCCAUCCCACUGGCUGCAUAUUUGUCAACAAACCGAAUAGGGUGACCAGCGCAGCAGACAGUCAGAAUUGUUGGGAAAUGCAGGGAAAAUCGGAUCGGUUCUGAGGAGAACCCUCAUGGUUACUCGGAUGGGUACUCGGAUCGAUAUAACUUAACCUUUCAGUAGCUGAAACAAACCGGACCGAAAUUUUGGGAUAAGCGAUAGCGCGUCGCCGCACUGAAAAUCAGCUGACCGACGUUGAGGAUUCCGCUUGCAAGAGUGGUCCGACCCAGAGACAUUUGUCGGCUCGAGCCAAUUGCACUUGAGUUUGAGUUGCUCCAGUGGCGGCAGUGAUUUAGUCCGGCGCUCAGGUGUGUGCGGCCUUUUCUAACAACGCGACACACACACACACUUGUGAUUAUGUAAAAACGAGUCGCGAAGAUCGUUUGCGGUCGCUUUCACGCACGACCGCAUCAGCGUGAUAUACGCGGACGCUUAAACAAUCACACCGUAGAUUAACUCUGUUUUUCAAGGGCUACCGGCUGGGCAGCGAAAAGAGGUCACCGACGACGACCACAGCGACGACACUUUUUGAUUUGGGGAGCCGCGCGUGACAUCGAAUAAACCAUGAAGCUGCUCCGCGUGCGCUUACCGUGCGUGUGAUAAUGCAAUUGGGGCCAAAGUGCGCCUGAGAUUCGGAUGGAAUCGACGGACACGACGACGACGACGACGACGAGCUAGUGAAGUGUUAGUUUUAAGCAAUUGCUCAUAAGUGAAAAGCAGAACUACCAUCGAAAGUGUGCGAGAAUAAUUUCCUUCGGCGAACCGCCAGCAAAGGGCAGUCCCAGUUGUAAUGCAGAUGCCACGUGAAUCGCAACAAAAUUGCGCAUCGUGUGAUCUGUUGCAAUAGGAGGCUACUGCGCUGGGCGCCAUCAGGCAAUGGCCGAGAGAAACGGAACCACGAAGGGCUUCAAGCUGGAGCAGCCGCAAGCGCACCAGCAGCAGCGAACCAAAGCACCCGACGGAGGCUGGGGAUGGAUGAUUGUAUUUGCCUACGGUCUGGCCAAUAUCAUGAUUGUACCGGUGCUACAAAGUUUUGGCCUCAUCUUCAGAGACACGUUUCGGGAAAUCGACAUUUCUGCGACGAAAGCGUCGGUGAUCAUUAACCUGGCGUCGGCCGUUGGUAUGGCGCUCGGAUUGUUCAACGGACCACUGUUGCGAAGGUACGGCUUCCGGCGGUUAGCCGUGGCCGGUGGGUUCCUGUUCUCCGCUGGCUUGAUGCUGACAUCCUCGGCCGUACAUUUCGCCCAUUUCAUCAUUACCUACAGUAUUAUAGCGUCUCUAGGGAUGGGAUUCUGCAAUUCGUCCUUCUCGCUGGCACUCAACACAUACUUUGUGGUGCGGCGUAAUAAAGCGGCCGGAAUUGCGAUGACCAUCACCGGACUGGGACCCAUCCUGUUGCCCCAGCUUGUGUCGCUUCUUCUCGGUCUGUACGGUGCUCGGUACUGUCUGCUUAUUAUUGGUGCGUUGGCCACACACAUCAUUGCUGGAGGUUUGUUACUGCAACCCGUCAAGUGGCACGCGGUGAUCGCACCACCGGUGCCUACAACGCAGCUGGAUACUGCACUGGCGCUGCCUUGUCCACGGACGGAAAUCAAUAUCAAACCCAGUACGGACGAUUGUGCCGAGAAGGGUACCGAGGAAGCCCAGGAAGACGAUGAAUUGUUGGAAAAGUGUAGAUUUAUCGAUCACGAUGUCGAUGCUCAGAGCUUGUACGGGUUCGAGCUAACCUCACAGAUGCGCCAACGAGAGUCGUUCUCUCAACCCCCAUCGGUAGGGUUAUUAUCAACCGCGCCAGGGUCGCACACAAUCCAAAGAACUAAAAGCGAAGUGCUUGCUCCCGUUCGACAAUGUCCCUCGGAAACGCGAUCCCUGAAGGCUGAAGCAACCGCCGCCACGCAACCGGCCCGUCCCCUACGCUGGUUUCAAUCGGGCUCUGCGGAAAGUGUACAUCUCGGCAGCUCGCUCACCAUGUGGGACGAUCGCAACUCCGCCGUAACGCUGGCCGAGAAUCAUUUUGUCCAAUCGGACCACCAGCAGCGUCGUCCAUCGCAGAGGCGCUUCUCGAGCUACAUCAAUGAGCGGUUUUCGCCGCUACAGAAACGUUGGUUCGAGGCAUCGGACGAUACGGUCCAUCUCGGCAGCUCGAUGAAGAUCUUCGACGAACGGUACGGUGGUGGUCCGCGUCGGGGUUCGCUAGGGAGUGGAAGCGUCCCACUCACCGGCGGAGGUAAACUGCCAGCCCUCAGCGAAAACCAAGGUCUCACCGAUGAGACUUCCCAUCUGCCGUCGAUUGUGCGGCAACUCGAAAAUACCAAAGCUACCUCAUCACUAUCCUCACAACCCAAGGUGCCAAACGAUGCUUCCGCCGGCGAAAAGUCGGACGGAUUCUUUACCAAAGUGGUCAACACAUUUGACCUGACCCUGUUGCAAGAUAAAGUGUACCUGAACAUGAUGCUGGGUAUGUCGAUUGCCGUGUUUGCGGAAAUCAACUUCUCCCUGCUGACACCGUUCAUCCUGGGCGAUCUGGGAUACGGCACGGAACAGAUCGCUUCGAUCAUGUCGACGCUGGCGUUGGCCGAUCUGCUGUUCCGCUUCAUCAGCCCAUUCGUGGGAGAUUUCUUGAAGCUCAGCCCGCGCAUCAUGUACAUGAUCGCGCUAUCGAUGUUGAUAGUGACGCGAUUCAGCAUUCUGCUGGCGCGAUCAUACGACGAGAUGAUGAUCGUCGCGUUCGGGCUGGGAGUCGCCAAGGGCGUGCGAUCGGUGUACAUGAGCUUGGUCAUCCCGAGCUACAUACCGCUCAAGCGAUUACCGUCCGCCUCGAGCAUCCAAAUGACCACGAACGGGAUCGUGCUAAUGACGAUCGGACCGUGCGUGGGCGUGUUGCGCGAUUGGACCGGCAGCUACUCGAAGAGCAUCAUUCUCAUCAACGGAUUUACCAUCGUGACGCUGCUGAUGUGGAGCGCAGAGCUAAUAUACGUGCACCGGCGGCAAAACCGCGCCAAGCAGAAGAAAGUACCACCCACCGAUGCUGCUCCAACGAUCAUCGUUUCCUGAUACUCGCCUGGGCCAACGAUACUCUCGUCGUCUUCCCCGACCUGUGUUCUCAUCAGUGCUGUAACAAUAAACGAAACCGACGUCAAUCGAACCAAAGGGAGGUUUUUAAAAAUUACAGUCUUUAUAUUUUUCCCCUCUUAACACUGCUCAUUGUCCCCGCACUUGCAGUCGGACUCGUAACGAACACUCUCACACACACACACUUUGAUUCGUGCAGGAGUCAUGCAUAUUGAUACUAGAGCAAUAUCAUCCAUAACGAUAUUACGUUUGCUUUCCAACCCCAAAACGAACUAAUCGUACGACAAAGAUAGGUCUGCGUGUGGCGCGUGCGUGUGAAAUCUUACGUUUCGUUUGAAAUUUCUCAAAACUCAUCACACUGGUUCGAAUUCACCCCUAAGCGAGUGGAAAAAUGGCAAAAUGAAAUUAUUUACUCUACUAUCUAGGUUUGGUUUCGAGUCGUCGCUCGCAUUUCGCAUGAUUGUUCUCUCUCUCUCUCUCUCUCGUUCUCUCUCUCUCUCUCUCUCUCUCUCUCUCUAACGCCUUCGAUUGUUUUAUUUAGCUAGGAGCAAAACGCGUAUUCGUCCUUUUUACCCUCCACUCACCUGCCGAAUAACAAAACAACUGCCAUAGUGGCGAAUUCGAAUGGUUCCGUUACUCUUAGGACAUGCACUAGGACAUUCGGUUACACCUUCCGUUUUGAUUUCUCUACAUACUACGUACUAAUUAAAAGAUACCAUUCGUUCCCACCCAUCAGCUCUUGAUCAGCUGCAUACUAAUGCAUGCUGCUUUUGCCAUACUUAGAAAAAUCCACCUUCUUCUAGCGUCUGUCUAGCGUUUGCGGUCAUUUGUUCCUAAUUUACUAUAUCGUCUUGCGCUGCCCCCCCCCCCCAAUCACUAAGCGAGUCGGCCUAUCGGUAAACAUUCGAUACGGUUACGAACAAAACGAAGGUACUGUACAAAAUAUUUUGCGGAGGUUUUCACCACCUUCUCGCCCUCGGUAUCGUUGUAUCGUUAUUUGUCGAUCGAUGCCUUGCGGCCUCCUGCUGCACGCGAGAGUUACCAUACUUUGUGUCAGCGUUAUGUUAAAAAAACCUGUUUUUUCCAAUCCACCGAACUUGUACUGGAGAUGCAACAGGCGUUACAGUGUGAGGAAUUGAUUGGGAGACCUUUCCAUACGGCAACCCUGCUUGCAUAGCUGCACACGCUGCCUUUUGCGAUUUAUAAGCCUAAUUAUUCCUAUUAUUGUUAAUGUCUGAGUUUUGUUGUUCGGUCGUUCGCUGUUCGCUGCCUGCCAGAAUGUGGCGUUACACGUAAUAUCUCUUCCCAUGCCAGCUGGAGCUGGUUAGUUGUGGUACAUAAAAUUAAAACCAUAGCUUCACGCUAGAGGAGUAGCUGCACGGGCAACGUGGGGAAAGAAGGGAGA